AUGUUGAUGGAAACAGCUAAAACUGCUAUUUUGCAACAAGUGGAUUUACAUUUGAAGGAAGGAAGUACUCCCCAGUUACAUAGAGUUGUCAGAGAUGUGGAGAAAAAUGUUAAAAAUAGAAACUAUAGUGAUAAUAGAAGAAAUCGACGUGAUCACGGUAGUAUAAGGCAAAGUAACAAAGAAUGGAAACGUCAGGUCGGCGACAUUAUUCAUGCUUAUGGAGAAGUGAGUUUGAUGUUAUCAAAAAGCAAAAAUACUUUUUACAUACUUAUUUUACUACAAUUUAUGAAUAUUUUAUUAAAACGUUUUUUUUUCUUUAGGCUAGACCACCUGCUCAAGCCGCAUGCUGCGGUUGCGGAUACUCAACUCCAGGACCACCAGGUCGCCAAGGUCAUCCGGGUUGGCCUGGCGUUGCUGGUCGCCCCGGUCCAUCUGGUCGACCAGGACCAGAUGGCCCUCCACGUCCACCGCAAAACUAUAACAUUGAUUGGUGCUUUGAGUGUGCUAAUGGAGAACCAGGUCUUCCAGGAGGGCCUGGUCAGCCCGGACCACCAGGUCAACAAGGCUACCAAGGGUUUGAUUCACUGUUACAGGCUGAAAUUGGUCCUCCUGGUCCACCUGGGCCACAAGGAGUGAUUGGGGCUCAAGGGCCUUGCGGUGGUCAAGGAAGACCCGGGUUGCCAGGAAAACUGUUUGUUAUUGAAAAAGUUGGUCCAGUCGGUCCGCGGGGACCACCUGGAUCUAGAGGAUAUCCAGGAAGAGCUGGUAUUCCUGGUAGAAAUGGGGACGAACCUAAGAGAGGUAGGGACACUAACUAAUUAUUAUUUUUAUAUUGAACCUAUAUAUUAUAUCGCAUAUUUAUGAAAAACAUUAAAACUUUCAUUCUUUAAAAUUUUAGGACCGCCAGGAGACCCUGGUGCACCAGGAAUGCCUGGAAAUCCCGGAUUUCCCGGCCAACAAGGAUACCAAGGUGAAACCGGUCCAAGAGGAUCUUGCGCACAUUGUCCACCGCCCAGAACUGCUCCAGGAUAUUAA
Bursaphelenchus okinawaensis is the source of this 1035-nucleotide messenger RNA. The record is from the annotation of a GenBank genome assembly. Lineage: Eukaryota; Metazoa; Nematoda; Chromadorea; Rhabditida; Aphelenchoididae.